Messenger RNA from Symbiodinium pilosum, 1415 nucleotides. Lineage: Eukaryota; Dinophyceae; Suessiales; Symbiodiniaceae. The record is from the annotation of a GenBank genome assembly.
GCCGCCGGCGGUAUUUUGCCCUUGGUGUUGGUGGCGCUUUGGCAUUUGGCUGCUUAGACGAGGGCUUCCGACGCUGCCUUGAAUUUUGGGUCGUCGUUUUCCCGCUGUGGUGCCAUUACUUUUGGGUAGACAAGGUUUCUCAUCCAAAAGGUGGGCCAAAGGGUGAUGAGGCGCGAGACAAUGAAUUCAGCAAACUUCAUGCACGUUAUUCUCCAAUCAUCCGCAGUGCCACCUUGUACAUGCGGGGCUUUUACCUGAAAGCGGCGCAGCUCGUGUCCACUCGGGAUGAUUUUCUGCCCGAGAUUUACUUGGAGUGGUUGAGAAAGCUGCAAGACGAGGUUCCCAUGACGUUGACGUCAGAGGAAGCGAAACGUGUCAUUGCUCAGGAACUCAAGCUAGCCGAUGUGGAAACUGUGCUUACCGACUGGCAAGAUGAUCCAAUCGGGACCGCGUCCAUUGGGCAGGUCUACAAGGCCCGCUUGAAGUCCACCGGCGAGGAAGUUGCCAUCAAGGUGCAGGUUCCCAAAGCGGAGAGGAUGUUCCGUGCUGACAUCGCCUGUUUGAAGAUGUUUACCUACAUGGCCAUCCCCUGGGCCUACGAGAACAUGAAAGAGAUCGAGAAGCUUUUCGAGACGGAGUUUGAUUACACGGAGGAGUUUCGAAACUUGGAAGCCAUGCGAACGAAUUUGUUGCCGUCAUGGGGGCACAAGAUAUACAUCCCAAGGCCGAUUCCGGAGCUCUGCUCGCGGCGUGUCCUGGGCAUGGAGCUGUUGAAGGGUGAGAAGUUCAUCACGGCUGUAAGAAGACGUUUGAAGCCGCUGGCCGAGCGAAGAGGAAUCACAGUUGAGGAGUACGAGCAGGAGCAGCUCGAGGCCUUGCGAACCGGGAGGCGGAAAGCCGAAAGCGCAGCCUGGCUUCACUUCAAGAUAAGCAUCUGGCGAUUCUGGCGAAGACUGUGCGGCGCGCCGGCAGACAUGGAGCCCAUUGACGUUGGAGGCAUUUUUGAAAUGCUGAUGUCCAUCCAUGGCCAGCAAGUCAUACAAGAUGGAUGUUUCAAUGCUGACCCGCACCCUGGCAACAUCCUCAUGCUGGAAGACGGCAAAACGCUUGGCCUCAUUGACUUCGGGCAAGUGAUGUAUGUUCCAGUUGAAUUCCGCCUCAAGCUAGCCAGACUGAUGGUAGCACUGUCGCGCCGUAACCCCUCCGAUGUGGCACGGUAUGAAAGUGAAAUCGGUGUGAAAAGAAAGUAUUACAAAGAAGAUGUGCAGUAUCGCAUUUGCUCUUUCUGGCUGGACCGAGAUGACGAGGAGAUCACGCAGGGCCGCAACAUUUUCGAUCUGAUGGUAUGGGGAGAAUCAGAGGAGCCAUGUAAACCUGCCAGUGGUUUUGUAUUGAUGGUAAUGCUGCUUGUGUAG